Molecule: messenger RNA, 2029 nt
Organism: Daldinia loculata
Lineage: Eukaryota; Fungi; Ascomycota; Sordariomycetes; Xylariales; Hypoxylaceae
Product: putative secretory lipase
Exons: 1
Coding region: 480-1952 (490 amino acids)
Biological process (GO): lipid catabolic process
Molecular function (GO): triacylglycerol lipase activity
Source: RefSeq, a predicted model, not a curated record
UUUGAAGAUUAAAUAACUUUCAAUUCAAUUAGAUAUUCGUCAGCAGCCUCAGAUUAUAAAGAUAUCGGAUAAAUCCUUCAUAACAUCACUCCCUUUUACCCCUGAUUCGGCGCUUUGUCAGCUGAGAAGUUAAAGAUUUAACUCCGCCAACUUCUCAUGGAUUUAAAGAUGGAUACCUUCGUAAUAUCACCAACAUCAUUUCCGGCGCUUUUACGUCAACAGCUUUUCCACGUUAACUUCUUGUCCACGGAUUUCCGUGGAACAGCUGUUGGUCAUUAUGGUAUUAAAAGUAGUGUUAGAAUAGGUAAUGUAAUGUGCUAUGGUCUAAUAGGAGAUGUGCACAGAUAAUUAUCAUGACCAAUCAACAGUAUAUUCAUUCGUAUAUAACCAUGGCCAUCACUCGCCUUAAGUUAUAUAGAAUCCAUUUGACACCAAGGAUAACUAACAGGCUAGAACCAACUUGAAGAGAAGUAGUCACGAUGUAUUCUUUACAACUCUUGCUAGCUGCCGUCUCAUUGACGGUGCCACUUGUCGAGGCUCAAGCGCCGUUAAACGUUGAGCAGUCGACGGGUUUCAACUCUAGCUUUGCCCUGUCAAGCUCACAGAUAGAGGCCGCAAGCCUGUCGUCAACAGCAGUCACUAACAUCAACAUUGCUAUCAACUUCGACCGCUCCCAACUCGCCAACGGAGGCCCUGCCGAGGACAGCUUCUACGAGCUCCCACCACUUUCCGGAACGCCAAUUCCCGGUACCCUUCUUAAGGUCCAAGAGUUCACAAAUGCGUCGUCUUUUGUUAUCCCCCCUAACACAGCGCUCUCGCGCAUUCUCUACACAACUUCAAACCUCAACGGAACCGUUGUCCCAGCCUCGGCUUUUAUCCUCUGGCCCUUUACGCCUAAGAAGUUCCAAACAGGGGACGGAAGCGAGUCCACUAAAGCACCUGCCGUCCUCUGGACACACGGCACAGAGGGUUUCUUCGCCUCGGCCGGCCCUUCGACACAUAGGGCGCUUUGGUAUGGCAGCGAGGCACCUUUCACCCUGGCACUUGCAGGUUAUGCCGUGGUGGCGCCCGACUACGCUGGCCUUGGUAUCCACAAGUCUUGGGAUGGUAGCGAAAUCCCCCAUCAGUAUCUAAUGUCGCAGACAUCCGGACACGAUGCUCUCUACGCCUUCCAAGCCUCCCUCAAGGCAUUUCCUAACAUCCUGGACGAACGUUUCGCAGUUAUAGGCCACAGCCAGGGCGGUGGCGUCGCGUGGGGUGUUGCCGAAGUACUUGCGGCCAAGGGAGAUGAUGAAUUCAAGGGACUUAUAGAUGGGUAUCUCGGUACAAUCGCCGUGAGUCCCACUACGAACGCGUUCGUCGGCGAACUUGGAUUCAUAUUACCCUGGAUUGGAAUGAUUCUACCCAGCAUCUUCCCCGACUUCGACCUUAGCACGUGGUUAACUCCGUUAGGCAUCGCGCGAACGAAGCUCUUACAAGAAGUCGAGGGCGGAAUAGGCGUUUCGACGCAGCUUUUCUUAUCGGGCGAUAAUAUCAUCCAGGAUGGCUACGACAAGACCUGGUACAUUGAUGCGUACGGCAAGCUGGCAAAUGCGGGGCGGAAAGCCUUCAAAGGCCCGCUUCUUGUUAUCCAUGGCACGGAAGACUAUUAUAUCCCCGAAAACGCCACGGCUGCAACUUUUCAGGCCACCUGCGAAGCCGUUCCUGAUGGAGAUCUGGAGUACUUAGUUGUUAAUGGGACGUGGCACGUACCUACUCUUGAUGCCGCGAGACAGACCUGGCUUAAGUGGAUUGAAGAUCGGUUCGAGGGCCGAGCACUAGAGAAGACUGGUUGUGUCAAGUCUAGUUUGGAGAGUUUCCUACCCUUGGAGCGUUACCAGGCUACGGGAAAUUCGUUUCCUCAGUUUGCUGGCUUGCCGGAAUUUAGCUACCAAGUGCCUCUAGGACUUUGAGAGGGAAAUGUGGGAAAGCAAAGUACUCUGCUACUAAAUCAUCCCAUUCCUACGUCGUUUAUAAAUCAUAGUAUCAU